Messenger RNA from Chaetura pelagica (chimney swift), 944 nucleotides. It is a transcript of the gene SNAPC3, whose product is annotated as small nuclear RNA activating complex, polypeptide 3, 50kDa. Gene Ontology annotation, biological process: snRNA transcription by RNA polymerase II; snRNA transcription by RNA polymerase III. The transcript has 8 exons. Lineage: Eukaryota; Metazoa; Chordata; Aves; Apodiformes; Apodidae. Gene Ontology annotation, cellular component: snRNA-activating protein complex. Gene Ontology annotation, molecular function: RNA polymerase III type 3 promoter sequence-specific DNA binding; bent DNA binding; RNA polymerase II cis-regulatory region sequence-specific DNA binding. The record is from RefSeq and is a predicted model, not a curated record. The coding region runs from base 1 to 915 and encodes 304 amino acids.
AUGUUACUCUCCCCUGAUGAAGAAAAGGACCCAGAUGUUAUUCCUGAAGAUAGCAGUCUGUUCACUUUGAGAAUUAGAAAGAAGGCAUUAGAGAGGAGAGAAGAAACAAUUAUUGUGGAUCGGGCUUGCAGGCAAGAAACUCUUGCUUAUGAGAUGGAGUCACAUGCAGUUGGAAAGAGGCCAGACAAUCCAGCAAAUCUAGUUGAGGAGGGAGAACUACUUUUAACUCUGAACAUCUUCUAUCCUGUCAUAUUUCAGAAGCAUAAAGAUCACAAACCUUAUCAGACGGUCCUUGUACUGGGCAGCCAGAAACUCACUGAGCUCAGAGACUCCAUUUCCUGCGUCAGUGACCUCCAGAUAGGCGGCGAGUUCAGCAGUCAGCCAGAUCAAGCACCAGAGCACAUCAGCAAGGAUCUCUACAAAUCUGCUUUCUUUUAUUUUGAAGGCAUCUUUUAUAAUGAUAAAAGGUACCCAGAGUGCAGAGAUCUGAGCAGGACAAUUAUUGAGUGGUCAGAAUCUCAUGACAGAGGCUAUGGAAAUCUUCGGUCUGAUAAAAUGGAGGACUACACGUUUAGUGAUUUGUCCCUCAAAAUUGGUUUUCCAUACCUUUUUUGCCACCAGGGGAACUGUGAGCACAUCAUUAUCAUCACAGAUAUAAGGCUUAUUCAUCAUGAUGACUGCCUGGACAGGAGCCUCUAUCCCUUGCUAAUCAAGAAACACUGGCUAUGUACCAGAAAAUGUUUUGUGUGCAAAAUGUACACAGCCAGGUGGGUAACCAACAAAGACAGUCUGGCACCAGAGGAUCCGUGUUUCUUCUGUGAUGUUUGUUUUCGGAUGCUCCAUUAUGAUGCAGAAGGCAACAAACUAGGGGAGUUUCUUGCAUAUCCUUACGUUGAUCCCGGGAUUUUCAACUGAAGCUGACAAGAGCCAGCAUGAAUUCAAUG